AUGCGUCAUUUCGGUUGGGAUAUUGUCAUUGGACUACGGUACGAAUGGGUUAACAUCCCUUACAACGGAUGUAGCAAGUGGAACGAAAGAGCACCAGGGUGCAUGAUGUGGCAUGUCUACGUGAGAGCAAGACACGCCAAGCGGGUGGACCGGGCAUUACGCCUGUGGCUCCACCCCUUGACUCCAAAGAAAGAUUUUCCGUGGUGUGUCGUCACCCACUACAUCAGCGAUUGGAAGGCAGCUCAAAAUGGGAUAGUCAGUGUUAAGGCCGUUGGUCCAGUGAAGGAUGAGAAGCUGACCAUUAUUUCGAAGCACAACGAUUUUGUUGAACUUACUCAGGCCAAGUACUGCCCAGUCAAGAUCCCAGGAAUGCUUAAACAGGCGACCACAAAAGAUUUUGGCCCUCGCACCUGUUUGUCCAUGUUCCUCUCGGUCAAGGCACGGCCAUUGCACGCUGAUAAAGUUGCUGCUGCCGAUGUGGACACCGAUUCCGAGUUUACAAAAGUGUCGACCAAAGGGAAGAUGAAGAUAAAGAAGAAGGUCCCAAAAACUUCCAAGAAUCUGUCUCUUGAGAACAAGGGCCCUGUUCUGACACCAGCGCAACAGCGCCGGGCCCGAGAGUCGGAAAGGAAGCGAAAAAUGGACCUGGAGAAUAAUGUCCCAAGCCCGCUGUUCAUCAUGGUUCUACCUGGCAAAAUGGAAGGGACUUAUCUCUUCAUCAGCCGGUUGAAGUACGCAGCCUUGGCAACAAACGUUUUGAAAGGACUGGUUCCGUUCUUCACUCAUCAUUUGGGGGAAUCAACGACUACUCGAUCCAACAGAGUUCUGGGCAAAUGGUUCCCUAAGUCUCUCAUCCACACAACACGCCGCAAGGAACUUGUGUGGUGCUUGGAGACUCUACGGGCACGACCAGCCGACCAAACUCAACAGGGCAUUGACAAAGCUAUCGACUUUUUGGAUGGGUUUGGCUCUGAUCCUCUGGAUGUCGGUGAAGCAAAGUUGGAAUUUGAUAUGGAUAUGGCAGACGCUAAAGAUAUUGACGACGGAGCUACGGUCGCUGGUGCCAUGGAUGAGUUGCUGGAAAAGGAUAGUCAACUGGAGGCUGCUAUCACGGAGAUUGAAUUCAAGGACAAUCUCUUGUCCAAACAGAAUUCUGCUUUGGAGGCCGAAUGA
Molecule: messenger RNA, 1173 nt
Organism: Cylindrotheca closterium
Lineage: Eukaryota; Bacillariophyta; Bacillariophyceae; Bacillariales; Bacillariaceae
Source: the annotation of a GenBank genome assembly